CUGGAAUCACGAAGACUAGAACUUGGAAUUGGAGCCACAUCCACCGCAAGUCAAGUUCGAUUCUUUUUUCCUCUCUAAGCAGUCUCUGAGCAUUUCUCAAAUCCCUGUACCGUACCAGAUCGACCAACAACUUCGCCUUCAACAGAUGGAUCUUGCCCCGGAAGAGCUUCAAUUCUUGAGCAUCCCAGAUAUCCUCAGAGAAUCCAUCUCUAUCCCCAAACGAUCCCCAAAAACCUUCUACUUGAUCACCGUAGCCCUAAUUUUCCCUCUUUCCUUUGCAAUCUUAGCUCACUCCCUCUUCACUCAUCCCAUCCUUGCUCAGCUUCAAUCCCCUUAUGACGAUCCGUCUCAGACCCCUCAUGAAUGGACCCUCCUCCUCGUUAUUCAGUUCUGCUACCUCAUUUUUCUCUUUGCUUUCUCUCUCCUCGCCACCGCCGCCGUCGUCUUCACCGUGGCCUCUCUCUAUACCUCCAAGCCCGUGUCCUUCUCCUCGACUUUAUCUGCAAUCCCUAAAGUUUUUAAGCGAUUGUUCAUUACUUUUCUCUGGGUGUCGCUCUUGAUGUUUGCUUAUAACUUGGUCUUUGUUCUUGGCCUGAUUCUGAUGAUUAUAGCAAUUGAUACCCAGAACACCGUUUUGUUCUUCUUCGCUCUGCUUGUGCUUCUCGUUCUGUUCUUGGUUGUUCAUGUGUAUAUCACUGCCCUGUGGCACUUGGCCAGCGUGGUGUCGGUUCUGGAACCAGUUUAUGGUUUUGCUGCGAUGAAGAAGAGCUACGAGUUGCUUAAGGGGAGGACCAAGUAUGCAGCUUUACUUGUGUUUGUUUAUCUGAUCUGCUGUGGAGUAAUUGGAGGCAUAUUCAGCGCCGUUGUUGUGCACGGCGGAGGUUAUUAUGGGGUGUUCACGCGGAUUGUGGUCGGUGGAUUCUUAGUGGGCGUAUUAGUAAUUGUUAAUCUGGUUGGGUUAUUAGUGCAGAGCGUGUUCUAUUAUGUAUGCAAAAGUUACCAUCAUCAAGGGAUUGAUAAGAUUGCUCUGCAUGAUCAUCUCGGUGGCUACCUUGGAGAGUAUGUGCCUCUGAAAAGCAGCAUUCAAAUGGAAAAUUUAGAUGUAUGAUGCAGGGAGACUUUACCAAGUGAAAAUUGAAUUUACUUGGAAUGUAAGUUCAUUUACGUAUCCUGUAAUGAAUUGGUGUAGAAGAAAGGGGGCAGACUUUAUAAAUUGUUGGGUUAAUUUUGAAACUGUGCAGUAUUUUCAUUUGUUUCUUUGAUAGUGCAUCUUGCAUACUCCAAGAGAAUAAUAUGAUAUUAAUUUUAAUUGUAUUUCAUCAA
Messenger RNA from Prosopis cineraria, 1323 nucleotides. RefSeq lists its product as uncharacterized. NCBI's taxonomy places the organism in Eukaryota, Viridiplantae, Streptophyta, Magnoliopsida, Fabales, Fabaceae. The record is from RefSeq and is a predicted model, not a curated record. The transcript has a single exon. Bases 146 to 1108 code for a protein of 320 amino acids.